Molecule: messenger RNA, 675 nt
Organism: Sclerotinia sclerotiorum 1980 UF-70
Lineage: Eukaryota; Fungi; Ascomycota; Leotiomycetes; Helotiales; Sclerotiniaceae
Exons: 4
Coding region: 1-675 (224 amino acids)
Biological process (GO): cytoplasmic microtubule organization
Cellular component (GO): nucleus; microtubule plus-end; cytoplasm
Molecular function (GO): microtubule plus-end binding
Source: RefSeq, a predicted model, not a curated record
AUGAAUAUGCAGACAGCAGGGGAUAUCCCCAUGAUUGUUAAAUCAGAGAACUCCGGAUCAGAGCGUCGUAUUACCCCAUCCUGGUCCAUUGGUCAACUGAAAUCCAAACUUGUACCCGUGACCGGUAUCCCUUCGUCAGAUCAAAAACUCACCCUGUGGAUCAACAACCAACAAUCAAUCGAUAUUCAAGCGCUGGAUGAAGAGAAUACACAAUUGACCAACUUCCCACUGGCACCACAUGCCGUUAUUCACUCUACUCAUCUCGCUGAUAUUGCUUUGCGUGGAAUACUAACACCAUUCCCUCCUAAGAAUGAGAAGCUUGGACGAUUCAACCCAGAUGCUCCAAGUCUCCUCGAUGCCAAGCUCGCAGUUUACGACAAUGAGAUUAAAGAGAAAGGUAUUUCAGUAGGAAAGAGAUGUCGAGUUGGAGAAGAUGAUUCCCGAAGAGGUGAAGUGAUGUAUGUAGGUGAUGUUGAAGAGAUUCCUGGUGGAGCAGGAAAAUGGAUUGGGAUUAAAUUAGAUGAACCUGUUGGAAAGAAUGAUGGUAGUUUAGGUGGAAAACGGUAUUGGGGUAAAGAUGGUGAUGGAAAAUUCGGUGUCUUUGUUAGACCUGAAAGAGUUACUGUGGGAGAUUUUCCUGUUUUAGAUGAUUUGGAGGAUAUGGAGGAGAUGUAA